CCCCAGCUUCCCAGGGAUGGUUUAGGCAGCUGUUUCCACCUCCAGACUUCCGGUUCCUGUCCUCGGAAUAGGGCCGCAGCCACUAUGGAGGAACCGGAGAUGCAGCUCAAGGGGAAGAAAGUAACAGACAAGUUCACUGAGAGUGUCUACGUCCUGGCCAACGAGCCAUCCGUGGCCCUGUACCGGCUGCAGGAGCACGUGCGCCGCUCUCUGCCCGAGCUGGCCCAGCAUAAGCGCCGUGAAGAACCUUGUCGACAGCAGCGUCUACUUCCGCAGCGUGGAGGGCCUCCUCAAACAGGCCAUCAGCAUCCGAGACCACAUGAACGCCACAGCCCAGGGCCACAGCCCCGAGGAGCCGCCCCCGUCCUCCUCAGCCUGAUCCCGGAAGAGACUUGGAGGUGCUUUGGCCCCUCUGACUCAGCCCGACCAAAGCUUGGACCCUUGGACACAGCCUUGUGGGACUUGGCAGGGACAGAAGACCAAGUCCUGGCCCGGGGAACCGAACACCCCAGCCCCCGGACUCCCGCUGUCCUGUCACAGUGCCUGCUCCAGGUGGCCACUGUGCUCAUAUCCAUCACUGUAGAUUCAGCACGCACAGCCACCUCCCCCCAGCAGUUCCGGUCACGGUCACGCCAACAUCUGGAGAAGGGGCCGCCAGACCAAGGACACUCCACCCAGCCUGGGACAAUGGGGAGGAAGAAAAUUCAGAUCUCACGCAUUCUGGACCAAAGGAAUCGGCAGGUGACAUUUACCAAGCGGAAGUUUGGGCUGAUGAAGAAGGCCUAUGAGCUAAGUGUACUCUGCGACUGUGAGAUCGCCCUCAUCAUCUUCAAUAGCGCCAACCGCCUCUUCCAGUACGCCAGCACGGACAUGGACCGUGUGCUACUGAAGUACACAGAGUACAGUGAGCCCCAUGAGAGCCGCACCAACACCGACAUCCUCGAGACACUGAAGCGGAGGGGCGUGGGCCUUGAUGGACAAGAGCUGGAGCCAGAGGAGGGGAUUGAAGGGCCAGGAGAGAAGCUGCGGAGGCUGGCAGGUGAUGGGGGUGACCCAGCCUUGCCCCGACCCCGGCUCUAUCCAGCAGCUCCCACUAUGCCCAGCCCUGACAUGGCAUAUGGGGCCCUGCCCCCACCAGGCUGCGACCCCAGUGGGCUUGGGGAGGCCCUGCCUGCCCAGAGCCGCCCAUCCCCCUUCCGCCCAGGAGUCCCCAAAGCUGGCCCCCCAGGCCUGGCGCACCCUCUCUUCUCAGCAAGCCACCUCGGCAGCAAGACACCACCGCCCCUGUACCUGACAGUGGAUGGGAGGAGGCCAGACCUGCCUGGUGGCCUCGCUGGGGCCCGAGGGGGACUGAGCACCUCAAGAGGCCUCUAUGGUAGCCUGCAGAGUCCGUGCUCCACUGCCACCCCGGGACCCCCACUAGGGAGCUUCCCCUUCCUCCCUGCAGGUCCCCCAGAAUAUGGCCUGGGAGACCCCCCUCCGCCCCCAGGCUUGCUGCAGCCCCCCACCCUGGCCCCCUGGCAGCCCUCCAGGGGUGAUGGGUCCCCGGCCACCCCCGCCCAGCCCAGUGGGGGCCGCAGCCUGGGCGAGGAAGGCCCCCCAGCCCGCGGCGCCUCCUCGCCCACCCCACCAGUCAGCAUCAAGUCCGAGCGCCUCUCGCCGGCCCCUGGAGGCCCCGGCGACUUUCCAAAGGCCUUCCCCUACCCCUUGCUCCUGGCCCGGCCCCUGGCAGACCCCCUACGGCCUGGGCCCCCGCUGCGCCGGCUGCCCACUACCGAUGGCUGGCCCCGGUAGUAGGCCCGGGGGUGGCACCGAUUCUGCCCCUCACACCAGGCGGGGUGAGGGCACGUGGGGUCCCAACCUUCCCCCCUGCGUCCUUGGAGAAGACCCAGCAGUUACGACCCUCUCC
Balaenoptera musculus (blue whale) is the source of this 1909-nucleotide messenger RNA. RefSeq names its product BLOC-1-related complex subunit 8. Gene Ontology annotation, biological process: positive regulation of transcription by RNA polymerase II. NCBI's taxonomy places the organism in Eukaryota, Metazoa, Chordata, Mammalia, Artiodactyla, Balaenopteridae. Bases 85 to 1794 code for a protein of 569 amino acids. The transcript is spliced from 15 exons. Gene Ontology annotation, cellular component: BORC complex. Gene Ontology annotation, molecular function: DNA-binding transcription factor activity, RNA polymerase II-specific; protein dimerization activity; RNA polymerase II cis-regulatory region sequence-specific DNA binding. The record is from RefSeq and is a predicted model, not a curated record.